Carassius carassius (crucian carp) is the source of this 2345-nucleotide messenger RNA. RefSeq names its product gamma-aminobutyric acid receptor subunit alpha-6-like. The record is from RefSeq and is a predicted model, not a curated record. The transcript is spliced from 10 exons. Gene Ontology annotation, biological process: regulation of postsynaptic membrane potential; signal transduction; synaptic transmission, GABAergic. NCBI's taxonomy places the organism in Eukaryota, Metazoa, Chordata, Actinopteri, Cypriniformes, Cyprinidae. Gene Ontology annotation, cellular component: neuron projection; dendrite membrane; GABA-A receptor complex. Gene Ontology annotation, molecular function: transmitter-gated monoatomic ion channel activity involved in regulation of postsynaptic membrane potential; GABA-A receptor activity; inhibitory extracellular ligand-gated monoatomic ion channel activity. The coding region runs from base 184 to 1503 and encodes 439 amino acids.
AGAGCACUUUAGUUUUCCAUCAGCGUGAGUCGGAAGAAGCGCAACCCCACUGAGGAACUCCAGGAAGACUUCACGCAUAAAAGCUUCGGGAUUUACGCACACAAGCCUCGCACCAGCUCGUUUCGCACACAUACAUUAUGGGACGUACAACUAGUUGACACUUGGAUAGAGCGCGCGCAAAGCAUGGCUUGGAUACGCUCAUGUUUUUUCCUCUCUUGUGUUGGUCAGGUGUUGGCAAAUCCGCCAACCGAGACGAGGAUAUAUUUGGAUAACAUUACGCGCGUUUUGGAUAGAUUAUUAGAUGGAUAUGACAACAGACUGCGACCUGGAUUUGGAGGACCUGUCACAGAGGUUAAAACGGACAUCUUUGUCACCAGCUUUGGUCCUGUUUCUGAUGUGGAAAUGGAAUACACAAUGGAUGUGUUUUUUCGGCAAACGUGGAUAGACGACCGGCUGAAAUUUGAGGGCCCCAUUGAGAUCCUGCGACUCAACAACCUAAUGGUCAGCAAGAUCUGGACACCGGACACUUUCUUCCGAAAUGGCAAACGUUCUAUUUCGCACAACAUGACCACCCCCAACAAGCUGUUCCGCAUCAUGCAGAACGGAACUAUUCUGUACACCAUGAGGUUAACCAUCAAUGCUGAGUGUCCCAUGCGGCUGAUCAAUUUUCCAAUGGAUGGACAUUCAUGUCCUUUGAAAUUUGGCAGCUAUGCCUACCCAAUAAGUGAGAUUGUUUACACGUGGAAGAAAGGGCCAUUAUUUUCAGUGGAGGUUCCUCAGGAGAGUUCCAGCCUGCUUCAGUAUGAUCUCAUUGGACAGACGGUGUCUAGUGAGAGGCUGAAGUCAAACACAGGUGAAUACAUAGUCAUGACGGUGUACUUCCACCUGCAGAGGAAAAUGGGUUUCUUCUUGAUCCAGACAUACAUCCCGUGCAUUAUGACUGUGAUCCUGGCACAGGUCUCCUUCUGGAUCGACAAAGAGUCAGUACCGGCCAGAACUGUGUUUGGCAUCACCACAGUACUAACCAUGACCACACUGAGCAUCAGCGCUCGUCACUCAUUCCCCAAGGUCUCCUAUGCCACCGCCAUGGACUGGUUCAUCGCUGUCUGCUUCGCGUUCGUCUUCUCAGCCCUUAUCGAGUUUGCUGCUGUCAACUAUUUCUCCACCUUGCAGGCCAAUAAGGAGCUUCGGCGGGUCAACAGGGCCUGUGCCGCGGUCAGAAGUGAUGGAGAACUUGCUACGAAUCCUCUGGACCCUGGAGGUGUGUUGAAGAAAAGGCUGAACUCCCUCUCUCAAAGAGAUGCUCCUGACAGGUUCUCCAGACCGCCACAGCCUGAUCUCCAUCAGCGAGGUUCCACUGUCCCUGCCAACAACCUGCUGACUGGAACUAGUAUUAUUGACAAGUACUCACGCAUCCUUUUUCCUCUGUCGUUUGGGGCCUUCAACCUGGUCUACUGGAUUGUUUAUCUCACCAAAGACACCAUGGAGUCCAGGGAAGUGUGAGCCUUUUAGAAGCCACAGAGAAAGGCGACUGAAGACAAGGCCAUCUAACAAACUGACAGAUGGAUAUAUGGAAGGAUGUAUGGAUGAGAGACACAUCCAGGGUCUGCUGCUGAAGAUGUAACUGUGACUGCAAGGGGACAAUGAUAGCCUUCUUCAUCUUUUCCCCUUCCCUCUCUUCAGCCCAAUAGCAUGUAUUGAUCUCUCAUCACUCUGGUACAAAACUCUCCGACUGCAGAAUGAUUUUCCUACUUCCUAAAGACAGUGAAGGUGCAAUGGCACUUGUGGCACUCUUGUUUUGACAUUGUCACGUAAUUACACACUCAACAUUUUCCCUUCACACAAAAUAAUAAUAAUAAUAAUAAUAAUAAUAAUAAAAACUCUACUCUUCAUACACUCACAAUAAUGUGCAGGUAAUACUUUCCAGCAAUUGCAAGCCUUAUAGCAGCCAUGCUACUUUUACCCUGAAAAGAAGCACCAAGCAACAUAACAGCUUGAGACGAUUUUUGAAGGCGUACUGUACAAGUGUGUAGCGAGAUAGUGAACCAUUUUACAUUAAAUAUUAUUAGUAGUAUUAUUCAUAGGUUACACUUUGUUUUGUAAAUGUCCGAACCAUUACAGAUCUUCCAGUGUUCUGAGACAUGAAUGAUGGUUAUGAGGUACACAAUCGAUUUUAGAUUCCGAUACGGUACUUUUUGGAAUUUAGCAACAACUCGGUCAGGUGUCCAUUUUGUCCAUCUGUGCCUAGGGGAAUUUUAAUUUGCACUAUAUUUGAAAGUGCAUGUACUUACUGUACAGUUUACUUACAAAACAAACUACUGAAUAAAAUAACGUAACUACGAGUU